This is a messenger RNA of Aedes albopictus (Asian tiger mosquito), 5505 nucleotides long. It is a transcript of the gene Lim1, whose product is annotated as LIM/homeobox protein Lhx5. Gene Ontology annotation, biological process: regulation of transcription by RNA polymerase II; neuron differentiation. Gene Ontology annotation, cellular component: nucleus. The transcript is spliced from 6 exons. The coding region runs from base 688 to 2028 and encodes 446 amino acids. The record is from RefSeq and is a predicted model, not a curated record. Gene Ontology annotation, molecular function: DNA-binding transcription factor activity, RNA polymerase II-specific; RNA polymerase II transcription regulatory region sequence-specific DNA binding; zinc ion binding. Lineage: Eukaryota; Metazoa; Arthropoda; Insecta; Diptera; Culicidae.
AUCACGGUAGGGUCCGUCAGUCUCUAUUCAUGUAUGGUUCGCGACGGUUGUUCUACGAGCUUAGAAGUGCUAGCUUUCGCGUGAUCUCUUUGUUUUCGUGAUUCGAUAAAAUGUGGCCAAUGAAUUAAUAACUGUAUGUUAGAAUCCUGUCACGUUAAUUCGUAAUACAUAAUCCUGCCUGCGUUAGUGCUGUCAAGUGAUGGAUAGGAUCACCCCACCAAGGAUUAAAGUUGUCAACACCUUCGAGAGUCUCGAUAUCAAUAAUGGUUUUAUAGUGUAUUGUGGUCGUGAAUUUAAUGUUGAAAGUUUAUAGUGAUCAUACAUAAUAUACAGCCAAUAACAUCCAGCACCAAUCCAGAUUAUCCAGAAUAAAGAAACUCGGAUUAAUCGGUAUACUCAAAGUGAAAUUUAUUAUAAUAAAAAACAAGAACAUUUAAGUUGCUGUGAAAUUAUUUUAGAGUAAUUUCGUGUCCAAAAAGUGCUUUCAAGAAAUAUACCUUGAAUUCGUGAAUAAAUCAAAAUAGUACUCAACCAACAUAGUGACUAUUUUCGAUACGUGAAAAAAAAAAACGCUUCAAAAUUUUGACGGAAAACGGUAAAGCGCCCCCUAGGGCUGUCGCUCUGGCGUCCUAUAUAGGGGAAGGAUUUUCAGCUGUGGGAGCCCGCGCACCACCAGCGAAAGACCUAAUGGCUUUUGGUUCCGUACUGCAACAUAAUCAACACAAUAUUGGUCGUGGUGAGCCACCAUCCGGAGCCGGAGACCCAUGCGCCGGAUGUAACAAGCCAAUCCUAGAUAAAUUUCUUCUAAAUGUACUGGAAAGAGGCUGGCAUGCGUCAUGCGUGCGGUGUUGUGAAUGUCAUCAGCCUCUUUCAGACAAAUGCUUUAGCCGAGAGGCUAAACUCUAUUGUAGGAACGACUUUUUUAGGCGUUAUGGUACAAAGUGCAGUGGUUGUGGUCAAGGCAUUGCGCCUUCGGAUUUAGUGCGAAAACCGCGAGAUAAAGUGUUUCAUUUGAAUUGUUUUACGUGUUGCAUUUGUAGAAAACAGCUGAGUACCGGAGAACAGCUAUAUGUUUUAGACGACAAUAAAUUUAUCUGUAAGGAUGAUUAUCUUCUUGGAAAAGGACCGCACUCAUCAUCGAUGACAGACUCUUUGAUUGGUUCUGGAUCAGAAGAUGAAGAUGAAGAUGAGCACCUGAGGCCUGGUUUAGGCUUGGGGUCGUUGGGACCAAAUGAUGGACCACUGGGUGCAUCAGAUUUAUCUGUUCAAAGCAUGAGUACGGACAGUAAAACAGGUCACGAUGAUAGUGAUCAGGGUUCGUUAGAUGGCGACCCGGAUUGUCGAGGAGACUCACAGGCCGAGAAUAAGAGCCCCGACGAUGGUGGUGGAUCUAAGAGAAGAGGUCCUCGGACAACGAUAAAAGCCAAACAAUUAGAAGUGCUAAAAACUGCAUUUAGUCAAACGCCAAAACCGACGAGGCACAUUAGAGAACAAUUAGCCAAAGAAACUGGACUGCCAAUGCGAGUAAUACAGGUGUGGUUUCAAAACAAACGAUCGAAGGAGCGCAGAUUAAAACAGCUGACCAGUAUGGGUCGUGGCCCAUUUUUCGGAGGUGCCCGAAAAAUGCGCGGAUUUCCAAUGAACUUGUCCCCUGGUGGGCUAGAUGAGCCAGGGUUUCCUUACUUUGCAUCAGAUGGGAAAUUUGAUUUUGGUUAUGGUGGCCCUCCGUUCCAUCCUCAUGAUGCGCCGUUUUUUCCUGGUCACCCUGGGGGACCAAUGCCUUUCAACGCACCCGGAGGACCUAUGGACCACGCCGGACCGAUCCCUAUGGUGAACGAGUUUAGUGGUUUAACACCAGAGACGAACUUUCUUAAUCAACCAAAUGGUCCACCUGGAAAUGCUACUACUGGCGGAAGCGCACCUGAAAACCUAAUGGGCAAUCCCCGACCGGGCAGCCCAGAAUUUAUGACAGCCUCUGGAAAUUUCUCUGAGCCUCAGACUAUGCAAAACGAAGGACUGGUUUGGUAAAAUUUACUUAAUUUUCUUAGAAUAAUUUAGUGAUGAUUUAAAUAAGUAAUUUAUUUUUUUUGUUGAUUAUUUAUAACUAUUGCUAAACCCAACAAAUAUACACAUUCAGCUGCCAUUGAAGACUUACAUCCUUCCUGUUAGGAACUUUUUUCAACUGAAGCUGAUGCAUCACUUCCAUUACUUCUGAGAAUGUUUCUCAGUUUAUGCACAAUGGUGGCACGGAAAAUACACGCAGAAAAAAGCAUGGUAAAAUCAAACAUAUUUCAGGUAAACUCAAAUAAAUUGCCAAUUUGUUCUGGCAACAAAAAUAAAACUGUUUGGAGCAAAUCGAACGUCACAUUUGAAGCAAAUUCAAUCCAUUUUUGAAACAAACAUGUAUCUUCUGACUGGUUAUGUUAGAAACAAAUGUAAAAAUUUUCGUUUUUUUUGUGGCAGGUCGGCCCUACGGAAGUAUUUGUUUUCCAAUUAAAUUUACAAAACUAUUUCCUUCUCUAGGAAAAUCCACUUCCCGCGUGGCAAUUUCAAUGCCAACAUCAUGUAGAUAACAUACGCUUCCGAAAUCAAUGGGAUUUCGUGGAAACUUUUGGUGAAACUUGCCUUUUUUGCAAGAGGAAAUCUUGUUUGGUGAUGCAGUUGGAACUUGAGAGUUUUGUUUAUGUUCUCGACGGCGGAACGGGGGGCUCUUCAAUGGGUAUUGUAGAAAUCAAUAUGUAAUUGAGUUUGUUUUAAAAAUUCAUAUUUUAGUUUUAAAUAUUUUAUCAGUUUACCGAAUAAACAAAAAUAUUUUUGUUUCAAACGAACGAAAUUUGUCUCCGUGUAACAUGACAUAUACAUGGGGAUUCCGGUGACCAGACUUUGUCACGAGAUAACAACCAUCAUGUUGUAUUCCGAAAAUAUCCAGUGAAUUUAGCUCACCCUGCUACAACAAACCAUCAGGUAGAUCAUUCCGUUCCGGUAUGACUCCCAUAGGUAAUACUUGCGCUGAUGGUGGGUAACAAUCAUCAGCAGCAUCAUCAUCAUCAUCAAUAGUGACAUGAAAAAAAGAAAAUAACUUGUUCAGACAACAAAUCGUUGGCAGCAUUGAAAAAUGUCUUGUUAAAACGAGCACCACUAAAAUUUUCAAAAGAAUUAGAAAAAAAUCACUUAUGCAAUCCAUUAAUUAAUUAAUAGUGAAUCGGUAUCUUGAUCUAGAAGAUGCUUUGACAAGCAUUAAAAUCUCCAUUCAAAUUUUAAUGUUGCUGGAGUUUUCACCAUUUCUCAAACUAUGGAAUUUGUAUCGGAGGUUUAAAGUCAUUUGAAGUUCUGAAAUUAAAUUUUGUUUUGAUUCAAAAAUGUUAUGUUUGGAAACGUUAUUGAGUUUUGAUUUUUUUUUAAUUUUUAUUACUGUGUAUUUUAACUUAUGCUAAUUCUACACUUACUGAGUUUUGAAAUUGACGCAACUGUUUCCAUAAUCUUGAAUGUUUCGCCAUUUCUAUUUUCAGUAUUUUGACACAUGUGUCAAUUACAAAUUACAUACUUACUUUUAGUCAAGCGUAGUAGUUCAUAAAGCCGACGGGAAAGAUUAUUUUUAUUCUGUGCGAUUGCCCUGAAUUCUGCCAGGUUAUUUUAACUAAUAGUGAACCCCUUAGAAGCUGCAAAUAGCCUUAAUGACGAAAACAGUAUGAUAUCCUAAUUGAAUUGUCUUUUUAUCAAACAUUGUGCAGCAUGCUUUACGUCUUUCCUACAUUUUGUACAAAAACAUAUUGCAAAAUCAACAAUAUUUGUCAUAAAAUAAUCAUUUCAAAUCUAGCUUAAAUUAUCCUACAGUGGUCCCCCGGGGUCCAUGAGCCAUCUUCUCCGGUGGAAGUUUACCGGGAGAAACAGAUUUGAGUAGAAAAUAAAUGAAAAAUUUAAGGGUUCCACUAUUGGUUAAGGGUCUAUUAUUGGCUAAAAUACUCUAUCUCUGCUGACUUCAAGAUUAACGCUUAUUUCUAGAUUUCCUUUCUGCCCCGCGUAGAGUGUGGCCGAUCCACCCAAUGAUAGUAGGAUACGAAUGCCAAUGAGGUACAUAUACAGGUGGCGCAGAUAAACAUUGUGAACCACUAGUUGUCUCUUUUGUUGUACCGAUGAUCUUAUGUAACUCAAUUAGUGACGUCACUAAUUGAGUUGCAUAAGAUCAGCGGUAGAAUAAAAGAGACAACUACAGUGCGAGAAAUAAGUAUAAAGACAGAGCCGUUUUCCAUACAAAAUAAUCAUGUUUAGGGAUCAAAAUAUCUUUUUCUAGCGAUUCGAUUGUUAUGGAAUUUUGUCUGCCACCUUAAAAUUACUAGAAUUUUGGCUAGAAAUAUAAAUCAUCAUCCAUGAAAACGUUUAUAUCGACUUUUCAGAUUCAAAUAAAUAUAAAGACACAUUUUUAUAUGGAAAUCAGUGUCUUUAUAUUUAAUUGAAUCUGAAAAGUCGAUAUAAACGUUUUCAUGGAUGAUGAUUUAUGUUUCUUGUCAAAAUUCUAGUUAUUUUAAGGUGGCAGACAAAAUUCCAUAACAAUCGAAUCGCUAGAAAAAGAGAUUUUGAUCCCUAAACAUGAUUAUUUUGUAUGGAAAACGGCCCUGUCUUUAUACUUAUUUCCCGCACUGUAGUGGUUCGCAAUGUUUAUCUGCGCCACCUGUAUCUGUACCUCAUUGUACGAGUGCCACCCAGUGGUGUAUCCAGAAAUUGUCUCUGGGAGGGGUUUUCAACGGUUAAUAGGCCUAAUCAGAAGACGUUUAAAAUCAGCUGAUUUUGGGGGCCUUUGACAGUUCGCCUAUGAAAAUGACAGUUUAGCGUUUGCGCCUUUGUUCGGCAGUUGUAAACAGUGGCAUACACGGAUCUGUCAACUAAAAAGGCCUAUGAUACCUAUUUGGAUUCGACACUUACAUUUGUGGGGAGUCGAAAUGACUACCUCGCAACGAACACACCAUGAACUCAACGGUCGAACUGCUGCCAACAUCAUCGAACAAAAACAAAACCGAGCAGCGGUCGAGCUAGUGCUAUUUCCUUUUUCAUUCGAACUUUGUACUCUUAACGAAAUACAACGAGUUUACUUUUGUUACGCCGAGUAUCUUUUAUUCGUGAUCCGAUUCCUUUUCGCUCCGGUUUAUUCGCUUCCGUCGUUGUGGUUCCUGCGCGGUCGUUGCCCACAGGUUAUGGGCCCAGCAUGGAAAAAGUGAAAAGUGCGGAGGUCGGGGAAAUUUUCGGAUUGAUCGACGUGCCGGCGCGAGUUGAUUCCCGGGCGGCUUACACGUGCGAUUGAGAAGAUGGCGGACACUGCAAAGAUUGCGUUCCCGAAGCUCGGCCAGAGCAAUUGGGCCUCAUGGAAGCAGCGCAUGGAGUGGCUGCUCGAAAAGGAAGACAUCUGGGAAGUGAUAUGUGAAGAAAAACCCGAACCAGUGUCGGAAGAGUGGAAACUCCGGGACCGAAAAGCGCGUGCAAAUAUUGGUCUCUUUUUAGAAGAGAGCCAAU